CACUGCAGUUCCUCACUACCAGCUGCAAUAGCAGCAGAACCACAGCACGCGCAUCAAAACCUCUGAACUUCGAAACAGCUAACGUUUGAGGAAAAAGGAAGGGACCAUAAUGGAGGCGGCAUAUUCCCCGCUGGACCCGGAUUUAAUGAGGGAGGUUCUCGAGUGCCCUAUAUGCCUGGAGACCUACAACCAGGAUCAAAUGAGACCCAAACUCCUGCAGUGUGGUCACACAGUGUGCCGGCAGUGUCUAGAAAAGCUGUUGGCUAACACUAUAAACGGUGUGCGCUGCCCCUUCUGUAGCAGGGUGUCCCGUAUGAGCAGUAUCUCCCAGCUGGCCGAUAAUCUCACUGUGCUCAAGAUCCUGGAUUGCACCACGUCCUGCAGUGCUGCUGCUGCCGCCCUGAUGUGCAAGUCCUGCUGCAACCGCCUACCACGACAGUACUGUCACGACUGCGCCACAGUCCUCUGUGAGCUUUGUAAAGGGGAGGGCCACCUGCUGCAAGGCCAUUCGGUCCAGCCGAUUCGGGUGGCUGCAGAACAGCGUCGUAAAGAACUGGGUGGCAAGCUGGCUUCUCUGCGGGACGUCAUGGGCGAAAUUCAGAAGAAAAAGACGGCUAUUGAAAACAUUUCAAAGUCCUUGAGACUUAAGUACCGGGCGGUGCAGCAGGACUAUGCUUCGGCUGAGCUACGUCUUCAAGAGGAACUCAGCAGGUCUCGGAGGACAUUCACUUCUUCCAUGACGGAAGUCGAAAAGCUAAACGGGCAGGUCCUGGAAGAGCAGACGUAUCUCCUGAACAUCGCAGAGGUAAAAGUCGUGUCACGUUGCGAUUACCUGACCAUGCUGGUGAGGCAGAGCGACAUCGCUUUGCUCAAGGAUGAUGGCGAAGGCAGUGAUGAUGAAGAGCUGGAUUUGAGGAGUAGCUUGCCCACGAUGUUUCAGCUGCAGGAGCCGGGGCUGGUCAGAACAGAGCACUUGAAACCUGUGGAAGUGGGCGAAGUGACCACCAACACUUACACCGUUGAUACAGAGGAUGAGGAGAGUGGGUUGGAAAUCGCACUUGAGGGUGACGUAAUGAGUGUAGCUGGGGCAAUGGGAGCUAACGGUGGCAGAAGGGGGACUCCUGUGGAUCUUUACCGAGACAUUGACAUGGUUGCAGCUGCAGAGGAGGCGGUGUGUGGUUCACCGGGCAGCUUUAAGUCAAAGUCCAUGGAUGCAGGUGGGGGAUCACCCGGAGGAGCUGGGGCGAGUGCAGGGCCUCCAGUCUGCCAGUUUGUGAAGAAGAUGGGCUGCAAGGGAACGCUACCUGGCAUGUUCAAUUUACCAGUCGGCGUCUGUGUAACGCCACAAGGUGAGGUCCUGGUGGCUGACCGUGGCAACUACCGCAUCCAGAUCUUCAAUCGCAAAGGUUUCCAGCGGGAAAUCCGCCGCAAUGCCAGCAGCAUUGACAACUUUGUGCUGAGCUUCCUUGGGGCUGAUCUGCCUAACCUCAUCCCCUUAUCCAUUGCUGUCACUCCUCAAGGACUGAUCGGGCUCACUGACAACUACGAUAACUCCGUUAAAGUCUACACUAUGGAAGGACACUGUGUGGCUUGCCAUAAAAACCAGCUCAUUAAACCCUGGGGCAUUACUGCUAUGCCAUCGGGUCAGUUUGUGGUGUCAGAUGUGGAAGGUGGCAAGCUGUGGUGUCUAACAGUGGACCGCAAUCUAGGUGUGGUCAGCUACAACCGGUUGUGCUCCGCUGUGAGGCCAAAGUUUGUGACAUGCGAUGCAGCUGGAACGGUCUAUUUCACCCAGGGCCUAGCCCUGAACUUUGAGAAACGUCACAAUGAGCCCCACCUGGAAGGCGGCUUCUCUAUUGGCUCGGUCGAUGCAGACGGCCAGCUAGGCAUACAGUUCAGCCAUUUCUUCUCAGAGACGGAGGACUUCCGCUGUAUCACUGGCAUGUGUGUGGACGCCAAUGGGGAUUUGCUGGUAACGGACAGUGGCAGGAAAGAAAUCCUCCAGUUUCCCAAAGAGGGUGGAUUCAAAAUCCUCAUCCAGGAAGGCCUGACAUGCCCUGUAGGAGUGGCCACCACCCAGAAAGGACAACUGCUCGUGCUGGAUUGUUGGGACCACUGUGUCAAAGUCUACACAUACAUUCAGAGGAGGCACUCCUCCACUUCCUAGAGGAACAAAUCCAUUGUCUCUGCACAUGCAUGAGCACGAGAGGUUUAGCAGGUAUGUGUUUGUAUGAAAGGGUAGAAUCACACUGUCACUUUAGUUUUGCUGCAGUCCAAACAAGUCUCACUCCAGCUUUAAUCUGAGUUAUUAAAUGAAUGUUCGAGGCAGUUUGGUUCAGUUUAAAACCCAACUGGAUUUUAAUUGAAUACCUCAAAUUAGAAAUAUGCCCAUUGAGCUGCUUCCUCCCUGAUUAUUUGAAAGGAUCACAGCACUGAGACAGAACUUAAACAUUUUUUUACAUCAACAAAGACUGGCACAAAUGGUCACAUUAAAAUAAAGAAGCGACUGAUGUCAAAGCUAAUGCAGGCACAAAGUACAGAUGAUGUGUUCUUCCUCGGUUAUACUGCUAUAUCCCACCUUUCAGCCUGACUGUGUGUGAUGCAUGGCGUUCACUGAUCUGGCUCUGCUUUGCGAAAGAGAAAAAGAAAAGCUGAAAAAUAACGUAUUUACAUUUAAAAUAAAGCAUACCGAGGCUUUUGGCCCGUGAAGCACUUUAUUGUUGACACAGCACUGUUUCCUAUCAACAGACAAACGUUGAUGUUGCUGAAUGCACCUUUUUAAAGUUCACUGUGCAGUUAACUAAUGGGAAAAUAAUAACCCAGUAUCUGCAUUCAGUAACAUUAAGUGUAGAAUAUUAAGUUACCCACAGCAUAUAGGGUUGACCGAUACAAUCACAACA
Messenger RNA from Anarrhichthys ocellatus (wolf-eel), 2900 nucleotides. It is a transcript of the gene trim32, whose product is annotated as tripartite motif containing 32. NCBI's taxonomy places the organism in Eukaryota, Metazoa, Chordata, Actinopteri, Perciformes, Anarhichadidae. The coding region runs from base 110 to 2167 and encodes 685 amino acids. Gene Ontology annotation, molecular function: protein binding; zinc ion binding. The record is from RefSeq and is a predicted model, not a curated record. The transcript is spliced from 2 exons.